Aspergillus terreus NIH2624 is the source of this 1506-nucleotide messenger RNA. RefSeq names its product protein translocase subunit TIM44 (gene tim44). Gene Ontology annotation, molecular function: protein-folding chaperone binding. The record is from RefSeq and is a predicted model, not a curated record. Gene Ontology annotation, biological process: protein import into mitochondrial matrix. Gene Ontology annotation, cellular component: mitochondrial inner membrane. Bases 1 to 1506 code for a protein of 501 amino acids. The transcript is spliced from 2 exons. Lineage: Eukaryota; Fungi; Ascomycota; Eurotiomycetes; Eurotiales; Aspergillaceae.
AUGUCGGCCACCGCUCGGGUGGCCACCUUGCGCUCCCAAGUGCCCACGCUGAAGUCGACAUAUACCAGUGCCUCUCAGCGCUCCAUCCUCCAGGCCUACUCCUACACGACGUCUUCGUCCGCCGGAGCUAUCCUGUCUCGCCAUUCCGAACGCGCCACCCGUCCCGUGUCGAUUCUCUCCCCGUACGCUGCUCUCCCCCUCACGCGGUCUUUCCACGCUUCCGUCUCUCGCUCGCAAGAACAGAAGGAGAAGAAGUCCGAGGAAGGAAAGGAAGAGAAGAACGAAGAGUCGAAGGAAGAAGGCAAGGAGGAGGACAAGAAAGACGCCCCUCCGCCCCCUCCCCACGGAGACAAGACCCCCUGGCAAGUCUUCCGCGAUACUCUCCAGUCCGAAUUCAAGGCGUCCAAGGAGUGGAAUGAGUCCACCAAGGCCCUCGCCUCGUCCGCGCAUCAGUUCACCGAGAACGAGAACAUCAAGCGGGCUCGUGCCGCGUAUGAGGCGGCCUCCGGAGCGGCAACCAGCCGCACCUCGUCCGCAUUGAAGACCACCGGUCAGGCCAUCGGCAAGAGUGCCGCCUGGACGUGGAACACGCCCGUGGUCAAGGGGAUCCGUAAGGGUGUCAACGCCACCGGUGCUGGACUGGAAAAGGCCACCCGGCCUGUGAGAGAAACUGAGGCCUACAAGAGCGUGAAGGAUGCCAUCGACGAUGGCAGCUCCUCUCGCUAUGGUGGCUGGAUUGAGAAGGAGGAGCGUCGGAAGCAGAGAAAGCUCCGUGAAGAGAUGGAAGCCAAGUCUGGUCGCAAGAGUGAGCCCAUGGUGGAAGAUCCGAAUGCUGGUACCAACAUCACCCUCCACAAGGAUUCCGCCUGGAAGGAGUCGUGGCGCGAUUUCAAGGAUUCGAACCCCAUGAUGCAGAAGCUCUUCUCGCUCAAGGAGACCUACAAUGAGUCGGAGAACCCUCUGAUCAGCACCGCUCGCAGCAUUUCCGACCGGGUCGCCGGCUUCUUCGCCGAGAAUGAGACGGCCAUGGUUAUCAAGAAGUUCCGGGAGAUGGAUCCCAACUUCCAGAUGGAGUCUUUCCUCCGGGAGAUGCGCGAGUACAUUCUCCCCGAGGUGCUCGAUGCCUACGUCAAGGGAGAUGUGGAGACCCUGAAGCUCUGGCUGUCGGAUGCGCAGUUCCACGUGUACGCCGCCCUGGCACAGCAGUACACCACCGCCGGACUCAAGUCCGACGGCCGGAUCCUCGAUAUCCGUGGCGUGGAUGUGUCCCACGCCCGGAUGCUUGAGCCCGGUGACAUUCCCGUCUUCGUCGUGACCUGCCGUACACAGGAGGUGCACGUCUACAAGAACACCAAGACGGGCGAGCUGGCCGCUGGCAUGGAGGACAAGGUCCAGCUGGUGACCUACGCCAUUGGUCUCACGAGAAUCCCCGAAGACGUCAACAACCCCGAGACCCGAGGAUGGCGGUUGAUCGAGCUGCAGAAGGCGGCUCGCGACUAUAUCUAG